Geodia barretti is the source of this 540-nucleotide messenger RNA. The record is from the annotation of a GenBank genome assembly. Lineage: Eukaryota; Metazoa; Porifera; Demospongiae; Tetractinellida; Geodiidae.
AUGGGAAAACUUGUUGGUGUGGAUAUUGGCGGCACUUUCACCGAUAUUGUCGUUUUAGAUGAAAACCAAAAACAUCUACAGAUUGGAAAGGCUUCAACUACGCCACGCGAGCCAUCUAUCGGCUUAAUUGCUGGCUUGGAUGCGCUUGAGGUUUCCUAUCCUGACAUCGAACUAGUCAUUCACGGCACCACUGUGGCGACCAACGCCAUCUUGGAGCGCAAAGGUGUACGCUGCGGUCUGAUUGCAACGCGCGGUUUUCGGGAUAUUUUGGAACUGAGACGUCGCGAUCGACCGCACCUUUACGGUCUCACCGGAUCUUAUGAACCUUUAAUCCCACGAGAUCGACGUAAAGAGGUCUCUGAGCGUGUCUCGGCAGAAGGCGAAAUUCUCGUCCCAUUAGCGGAGGAGGAGGUAAUCGCGGCUGCCGAAGAACUGGUUUCGGACGGUGUUGAAGCCAUCGUCAUCAGUUUCCUGAACGCUUACAUCAAUCCCACGAACGAGCGCAGCGCCAAAGCCCUCCUCGAAACACGCUUUCCCUAG